CAACACAGCGCCUGACGAACAUCCGGGUAUUCUGUCGAGAUGGUCAUGGCGGAGGGUACUGCAGUUCUCAGGAGGAAUCGGCCUGGAACCAAGGCAAAGGAUUUCUACAACUGGCCGGAUGAAUCAUUUGAGGAGAUGGACAGCACCCUGGCUGUUCAACAGUACAUUCAGCAGAACAUUCGGUCAGAUUGUUCCAAUAUCGACAAAAUCCUAGAACCUCCAGAAGGUCAAGAUGAGGGUGUGUGGAAGUAUGAGCACCUAAGGCAGUUUUGCUUGGAGCUUAAUGGACUAGCAGUCAAACUGCAGAGUGAGUGCCAUCCAGACACCUGCACCCAGAUGACAGCCACAGAGCAGUGGAUCUUUUUAUGUGCUGCCCACAAGACACCCAAAGAGUGCCCUGCCAUUGAUUAUACCAGGCACACGCUGGACGGAGCUGCCUGCCUUCUUAAUAGCAACAAAUACUUCCCCAGCAGGGUGAGUAUCAAGGAGUCAUCAGUGGCCAAACUGGGCUCUGUGUGUCGUCGCAUUUAUAGGAUAUUCUCUCAUGCCUACUUCCAUCAUCGCCAGAUAUUUGACAAGUAUGAGAAUGAAACGUUCCUGUGUCACCGGUUUACACGCUUCGUUAUGAAGUACAAUCUGAUGUCCAAGGACAACCUGAUCGUGCCCAUUCUGGAGGAGGAAGUGCAGAACACCUCAUCAGCUGGGGAGAGCGAGGCCUAAGAUACAGCUGCUGCUGCUGCCACAAGGGAGACACAUGUAAACACACACAAUUUCCACGUUAACUGAGGGGACACAUUCACUCUAAUGGCAUUGACACACCUGCAUAUACAGGACACACACAUAUACACACUACAGUGUAUUAAGGCUCCUGUCUAGUAACACUGUCCAUUAACUUCCUCCUCCCUAGUCACCUGUGUCUGUCUCAAAGGAAGUAAGGGUAGAGAUUACCAGGAGCAGAGAUCAGCCAAGCCUGCAGGACAAAAUGACAUGUAUUCAUUAUUUACACAUUCUCUGUCCAUUCAGAUUCACACUGUGUCUCUGAAUACAGACCUGCUCUCACACUACUUCUUUUAGGGAACCUUCUUUAAUCGUUGGAGCAGCUGGAUUUGCAAAAACCUAUGUAAUCAUGGUGACCUGUAUUGUUGACAAAGGCACACACUGACAGCCUCUACCCCCCCUGUAAAUAUGCCCCUCCCUCUCUCUUAAUUCACUAUCAUCUUUUCGGAUGGUGCUUCACUUUUUUUGUGUCUGCUUCUGUUCUAUAUUUGCUUGUGUUGCCUAUCAUCCUGUUUGGGGGUGUCCUAUGAUAUGGAUCACUAAAUUAGCCUGCUGACUUAAUAAUGCUAUUAAAACACAAUGUAGGUGUGGCUUGUGUGGUAGUGAACCAAGAAAAACCUAAUCUCUAGCUUUGUACGUGUACUAGCAGUCAGAUAUUCUUUCUCUUUGGCCUCUGAAAUGAGUGUUCAGAGUAUUUAGGAAGGCUUGUUGGCUAACUCUGAUCCUGCUUUGUGACAGCCCCCAUUUUAAUAAUGUGUAAAAUGUGCCCAGUUUCCCCUUUCCUGGAUAGAAUAGAAACCGUAACCACCACUCUAUGGCGGAAACUGCGCUACUCUAAGCCAGUUUUACAGCUUUAGACAAACAUUCAAUGAUUAAAUACAAGAAAGGAUGGAAUAUUGGCUACACUGAAGUACCGGAGCACAACCUCCCUUCUUUUACCCUCUCCCUCAUUAAGUUAUUUUGUGGGAGGAGUCUUGUCAAUCCACCCCACUUUUUUUUUUUAAAUGGACUAAAAGAUUUUGUUACUGUUGACAUUUUCAUGAUGUCUGUUAAUAAAAAAGACCUAUUAUUCAUA
This is a messenger RNA of Sphaeramia orbicularis (orbiculate cardinalfish), 1852 nucleotides long. RefSeq names its product MOB family member 4, phocein (gene mob4). The record is from RefSeq and is a predicted model, not a curated record. Bases 40 to 720 code for a protein of 226 amino acids. The transcript has 8 exons. Lineage: Eukaryota; Metazoa; Chordata; Actinopteri; Kurtiformes; Apogonidae.